Cydia fagiglandana is the source of this 5162-nucleotide messenger RNA. Its product is annotated as NADH-cytochrome b5 reductase 2. Gene Ontology annotation, molecular function: oxidoreductase activity; FAD binding. The transcript is spliced from 7 exons. NCBI's taxonomy places the organism in Eukaryota, Metazoa, Arthropoda, Insecta, Lepidoptera, Tortricidae. The record is from RefSeq and is a predicted model, not a curated record. Bases 110 to 1063 code for a protein of 317 amino acids.
AACUUAAGUUCAUACGGUGUGCACGUUACUUUGCGGCCUAUUUCUCAAUUCUUGUGUUAUAACUUAUUUUAAGCCAGUUUUGCCAGUGACAUACUGGUUUUGUGUGAUCAUGAGUAACCUGGAAGUUGAAACAGCAGAUCUUUUAGACAGUGUGCCAGUUUUGCCUAUAGUUAUUGCUGUUGGUUCUACGGUAGUCCUAGCGACGGUGAUAGCUAAUUGUCUAUGGGGCAAGAAGAAGGCCAAAAGCAAGAACCCGGUGACCCUUGUGGAUCCCAAUGCGAAAUACGCACUGCCGCUCAUAGAACGAGAGGAGAUCAGUCACGACACACGACGGUUCCGGUUUGGAUUGCCAAGCAAAGAUCAUGUAUUAGGUUUGCCCAUAGGACAGCACAUCCACUUAUCAGUGAAGCUGGCUGAUGAUCUGGUCAUCAGAGCAUAUACCCCUGUGUCCAGUGAUGAAGAAAAAGGAUAUGUGGAUCUGGUUAUUAAGGUGUACUUCAAAAAUGUGCACCCGAAAUUCCCCGACGGCGGCAAGAUGUCCCAACACUUGGAAAACAUGAAGCUCGGAGAAACGAUCGACGUGCGGGGACCCUCAGGGCGUCUGCAGUACGUCGGCAAUGGCCAGUUCCUCAUAAAGAAACUUAGGAAGGACCCGCCUACCAAAGUGGUUGUUAAGAAGUUGAAUAUGAUCGCUGGUGGCACCGGUAUCACUCCCAUGCUGCAGCUGAUCCGCCAUAUCUGCAGCGACGUCAACGACCACACGGAACUCCGGCUGCUGUUCGCCAACCAGACUGAGGAGGACAUCCUGUUGAGGAACGAGCUUGAGAACUACGCUAACAACUACCCUAACCAGUUCAAGCUGUGGUACACCAUUGAUAGGGCUGACCCAGGGUGGAAAUACAGAACGGGAUUCAUAAACGACGAAAUGAUCGGCGCACACAUGUUCCCUGCGGGCGAAGACACGCUGGUGCUGAUGUGCGGGCCGCCGCCCAUGAUCAACUUCGCCUGCACGCCGGCGCUCGAGAAGCUCGGCUUCAAGGAACACCUGCGCUUCGCCUAUUAACUACUAAUUCAAUCACGUAAGCCUAGACAUUUGUGUAGGUCCGACAAGAAAGUGUAUUGAUGGCGCCGCUGAGCGUAAGCACUAAACAUUGUACAGUCGGCAAAGCUAUUAGCUUAUAUACCUACAUUACAUUUGUUUUGUAUGCAUGGUUGCUAAGCUAAUAAUUAAGCUGAAUAUUUGUGACCUAUGUUGCAUUCGCGUGAUAGUGGUAAUACUUACCUCAUUUUUAGUGUUCCGUACAAAACUUUGUUCACGGAACACUAUUGUAAUACAUCUCAUUGCAACAUAAGUGCAACUGGGUGUUUGUCAUAAUGAAAAUUCAACACAAUUUUGUGUUGCCAGGUAUUAAAUACUUUACUUUCAAUUUAUUUAAUUUCUACCCUUUUUUGUCGAACUGUGCCGCUUGCCUCAGGCGCUUCCGGCCCGAAUUAGGCGUGAUUCCAUUACAUACUGUGGUGUUAAAGAAACCUAACAGGUAGUUUUAUAAAGGCCUGUGUAAUAAAGGCGACAGUCUAUCAACUCUAUCAUAACGGCUGCUAGAAAGAGGCUCUCGUUUGUAUUGUAUUACAGAUUAAGCUCUUUAUAUAACGGCCCAUGUUAUAGACUAGACAAAAAAAUUCAAAAUCGCUCUCCUUCUUGAUGCGACUGGCAAAUCAUAUUACUUUUUGGCAACCGGGUUUUUUAACCUAAUUAGACCCCGCUGAAUCCGAAUUUGCCGGUUGCUCGAUCGAAAUCUUGACCGGAAGUGAGAUAUUUGACAUUAAAGGUCCUUUUUUUUCGUUUUUCGUAAAUAACUCUUAAACGGUGGCGCAUAGCAAAAAAUGUUCUAUUACAUAAGUAAUCUACAUAAAAUUGCCUACAAGAAAGAUUCAGUACAAUUUUUCGCUAGGAUCAAUAUUCAAAGAGAUUUCAACGCGGGAAAUUUAAUUAUAAUCACUUCUUAGGUCCCGUUUUUUAGGUUUUCGUAAAUAACUCAUAAACGGUGGCCAAUAUCAAAAAAUGUUGUUAGACUUUAAUAAUCUACACAAAAUUUUGAAUAAAAAAGAUUCAGUACACUUUUCGCAGGGAUCAAUAUUUAAAAAGAUAAUAAAGAGGGAAAGUUAAUUAUAAUAAAUUCUAAGGUUCCUUGUUUUUAUUUUUUCGUUAAUAAUUUGAAAAGUAUGACUCAUAGCAAAAAAAAUCUUAUACAUAAAUAAUAAACGUAAAAUUUCCUACAAGAAACACAUAGAACACUUUUCGCUAGGACCAAUAUUUAAAAAGACAAAGCAGCGGGUAAGUUAAUUAUAAUCAAUUUUAAAGUCCCUUUUUAGUUUUUUGUAAAUAACUCGUAAACGGUGUCCCAUAGCAAAAUAAGUUUUUAAAAACAAAUUAUCUACAUAAAAUUUCCUCCAAAAAACAUCUAGAACACUUUUCUCUAGGAUCAAUAUUUCAAGCGAUAAUAAAGGAAGAAAGUUAAUUACAAUCAGUUCACAGGUCACUUUUUUUAGUUUUUCGUUAAUAGCUCGUAAACGGUGGCCCGUUGCAAAACAAUGUUCUACAUAAAUACUAAACAUAAAAUUGUCCACAAAAAAGGUUCUGUACACUUUUUCGCUACGAUCAAUAUUUAAAGAGGUAUUAAAGGGGGUAAGUUAAUUAUAUUCAAUUUCCAGGUCCCUAUUUUUAGGUUGUCGUCUAUAUAGGUAAAUAACUAUUUUAUUUUAUUUUAUUUUAAAAAUGUAGACCCAGUAGUUUCGGAGAUAAAGGGGGGGGGGGAUGGUCAUUUUUUGUAUUUUAAUGUUUUAUUUUAUCUCCGAAACUAUUGGAUCUAAAAUUUUGAAAAAAUAUACAGAAUAGAACCUCUAUAGAUGACAGGAAAACCUAUUAGAAUUAUGCAGUCAAGCGCGAGUCGGGCAUUACUUAGUUUUUGAACCGAUCCCGACAGGUUUUUUAAAGGCAAUCACUCGCGUUUCACAUAUACAAAAUACAUUGUUAUUAAUAAUUGGGUAAUGUACGGAACCCUUGCAACGCGAAUCCGACUCGCGCUUGGCCGGUUUAUUUUCAUUUUGAGGUACGGAACCCUAAAAAGAGAAAAGUGUUCCAUAUGUUUUUCGUAGAAAAUUUUAUAUCGAUUAUUUAUUUACAAGAACAUUAAGAACUUAUUUUGCUAUGAGCCUUAUUUUACGAGUCAUUUACGAAAACCUAAAAAUAGGGACCUGGAAAUUGAUUAUAAUUAACUUACCCCCUUUAAUACCUCUUUAAGGGCCAGUUGCACCAACCGUAUUUGACAGACUGGUCAAAGUCAGCCGGCGCGCCCCGGCGCUUUACUAUGAAACUUUCCAUACAUAAAAAUUUAGCGAACUCUUUAACGAUACGAACAGUUUGGUGCAACCGACCCUAAAUAUUGAUCGUAGCGAAAAAGUGUACAGAACCUUUUUUGUGGACAAUUUUAUGUUUAGUAUUUAUGUAGAAUAUUGUUUUGCAACGGGCCACCGUUUACAAGUUAUUUAUGAAACUCUAAAAAAAAGUGACCUGUGAACUGAUUGUAAUUAACUUUCUUCCUUUAAUAUCGCUUGAAAUAUUGAUCCUAGAGAAAAGUGUUCUAGAUGUUUUUUGGAGGAAAUUUUAUGUAGAUAAUUUGUUCUUAAAAACCUAUUUUGCUAUGGGACACCGUUUACGAGUUAUUUACAAAAAACUAAAAAGGGACUUUAAAAUUGAUUAUAAUUAACUUACCCGCUGCUUUGCCUUUUUAAAUAUUGGUCCUAGCGAAAAGUGUUCUAUAUGUUUCUUGUAGGAAAUUUUACGUUUAUUAUUUAUGUAUAAGAUUUUUUUUGCUAUGAGUCAUACUUUUCAAAUUAUUAACGAAAAAAUAAAAACAAGGAACCUUAGAAUUUAUUAUAAUGAACUUUCCCUCUUUAUUAUCUUUUUAAAUAUUGAUCCCUGCGAAAAGUGUACUGAAUCUUUUUUAUUUAAAAUUUUGUGUAGAUUAUUAAAGUCUAACAACAUUUUUUGAUAUUGGCCACCGUUUAUGAGUUAUUUACGAAAACCUAAAAAACGGGACCUAUGAAGUGAUUAUAAUUAAAUUUCCCGCGUUGAAAUCUCUUUGAAUAUUGAUCCUAGCGAAAAAUUGUACCGAAUGUUUCUUGUAGGCAAUUUUAUGCAGAUUACUUAUGUAAUAGAACAUUUUUUGCUAUGCGCCACCGUUUAAGAGUUAUUUACGAAAAACGAAAAAAAGGGACCUUUAAUGUCAAAUAUCUCACUUCCGGUCACGAAUUCGAUCAAGCAACCGGCAAAUUCGGAUUCAGCGAGGUCUAAUUAGGUUAAAAAACCCGGUUGCCAAAAAGUAAUAUGCUUUGCCAGUCGAAAUCGUUUUUAUGAAAAAUAUGACCAGUCUAUUAGUCGCAAUAUGUGCAAUCGGAUAUAUUGUUAAUAUUUAUAUGUGAUGAGUUAGUAUGUACAGUCGCCAUCAGAUGUAUCGGAGCGGACAAGGUGUUCACAAUAUCUGAACACGCACUUUAACGCCUUGACAAUAGAGGCGUGUUCAGAUAUUUGUGAGCGCCUUGACGUGACAAUCGCCAUCGGAUAUAUCGGAGCGGUUCCGAUAUAUCCGAUGGCGAUUGUACAAUCGGCAAAACUCUUCUGCGUCCAUGUUUGCAAGGAAGUUUGUGGUGGUUACUUCUAUCUGUAACCAUAAUAUUAUGACGAACAAUAUUUUGUGAACUCUUGCCAUUCAUAAAAAACAAAGCAUUUAAAUGAAAAUGAAAAAACAAAGCAUUUUUCUAGAGGGUUGUAGGGAUACCGUUAAUGUCUUUUAUCUUGAAGACGGUUUCGUAUUUUUGGAAAAAUUGUUAUGGCCGGUCAAACAACUUUGUCAGUUGGAAAAGGCGCGAAUUUCUAAUUUACUAUGGAACGAUUACCCUUCGCGCCUAAUUGUUUUUAAAUUUGCCGCUUUUUUCUACUGACGGAAAUGGCUUGACUGACUAUAUAUAUUAACAUUAAGCAUAAAAGAGGUGAAUGAGAAUUAUUCAAUGUUGUUAUCUGUUUAUAUGUAUAGUGCGUUUUUAUUGCUUUCGUAGUUUAUACUCUGGACUGGUUUUUAGAAAAUAUAAAUACUAGUUUACUA